Molecule: messenger RNA, 2355 nt
Organism: Aspergillus chevalieri
Lineage: Eukaryota; Fungi; Ascomycota; Eurotiomycetes; Eurotiales; Aspergillaceae
Product: SAM and PH domain-containing protein
Exons: 3
Coding region: 1-2355 (784 amino acids)
Molecular function (GO): protein binding
Source: RefSeq, a predicted model, not a curated record
AUGGCUGCUACUGCUGCUACCCAGUCAGCUUUGCUCCAGGAAAGACAUCCCGUCCUGGCCACCGCCCGGACUACUCGUCCUCGACCACUGUCGGAGGCAACCGAAAUCUUUGACACUGACACCGAAUCUGACUUCGGCUCAUACGAAGAUGACUUCUUCUCAAACGACUCAUCUCAGAGGAGUGUUGGAUCGCUAGACGAAAGCGUGACUACUGCAUCGAGCCCGGAUGAUGCUAAGACCCCAGAGUCCACAAGCCUCGCUGGCUUCCAUUUUCACAUCGACGAGAGUCCUGUCGCAGGGCCCGUCGGCCCACACCUCUUCCAUUCCUCGGAGGGAUUUUCGAAGACGGAACCCAUGUCUCCCAUAUCACCUUCCUGCGACUAUGCCCCGAACUCCUAUUCGGAACAAAGGGAAUUUCCAGUGUCGAACCAUACCUCGCAGCCUGCUUCGUGGCUAGGGGGAACGGACGUGGAGAGCUGGUCGCCUCACCAUGUUGUCAUAUGGAUGCACCAGUUGGGCUUCGACGAGGAGAUCAUUGAGAAGUUCUUCAUCAACGACAUCUCUGGCUCCAUUCUCAUGCAACUGCAACCAGAAGAUCUCAAGGAACUUGAUAUCCAAUCCUUCGGGAAACGCCAUCGCUUGCUGGGAUGCAUCCGCCAGCUUCGGAACAGUGCGUCGGCAUCUGAAGCCAGUGACUCGGAUGUCCCUGCUGAGAUGACAGUGCGCGAAGCAACAGCGACACCGCAGACAAACGUGGCGGAGGUUGGCGUUAACUAUAAUGAAAGCUCAGUUUCGGGCCAAGAGAAGUCUGACUCCAGGUCCAAAAAGGAGCACCGACACCGCCGACACAAGCGCCGUCAUGAUGUUGUUCCAGAGGACUCAGUCUCCAUCGUUGCGAUUGAGCAGCUGCUGCCAAAACGCCACACUUGUUCCAAGGGUGAAAACUGCGCAAAGUGGCAAAAGCAACAGGCCAAGUUGGCUCGCUUGGCAAAGGACCUCCCCAUUGAGUCGCUUGGUGGUUCUAUUCUUCUCAGAGGCGACCCUGGUAACGCAGCAAAUGCUCAGACCCUGGUGAAGACGCCAAGGUCCGAUGUUACCCCUUCUCUUGUCGCUUCUUCCGACGCCCUAGGUCCGAGCCAGGGCCCUGCGCCCCAUCUGUCGGAGAACGCUUUGAGCAAUGUACAGCCCCGCGAUCCCCAGGAGAACGUCCGCAACUUCCUCAACUUCCAGCGCCUCAGUCGGCUGCAGCCUGCAAACAACCCCCCCAGCCCUCCAAAGGAAUUCCUGUCCCCAGAGGCCGACUCACCAGAUUCGGCUACGACCAAUCUGUCUGAGAAUCUUCGUCAUCUCCCUAAGCUGCGUAUUCCCAAUACUCGUUCGUCGGAUAUGGUAUCUCCCAACUAUUCCGCACAGCGCACCAUCACACCAUCGAUGGCACAAAAGAAGCACCUAUUUGCCCAGCAAACGCCUCAACCGUCUCCAGCUCCUUGGUCGUCGAUCUACUCCCCUGGGGACUUCUAUCGGGCUGAUCCUCACUACGGGCAAGCCACUCCCUUCUCCGAGAUGGAUGUCCCUAUCACUCCAGCCCGGUGGGGACCAGUGGCCCGGGAUGCCUCUCAGUCAGUGCCACCGGACAUGCGCUUUGGGGGAGAAGACGAGCAAAUGGCCGACCCCAUUCCACGUCCUGCCUCUACCAAGGUUGGGAAUCAUCGCCGCAACCCAACGUUUCAGCGAAACCAAAUCUUUCCAACCCUAGAUCGUCUGGAUGAGGGCGAGAUGUUGAGGCCAAUUGAAACUCCGGAAGACCUUGAGAGGACUCCCCGUGCAGCCCACUGCCGGAACAACCCCUUUUCUCCCACGAGCGGCAAUGCCAAUGACGCUACCCAUAGCGGUUGGAUGAAGAAACGCAAGAACACCCGGCUGUUGCGUCACUACUGGGAAGACCACCACUUCACUCUCAAGGGUACCCAGCUCGCCAUGCACGAGGACGAGAAGGCUGCUCAGCUGGACUCCAAGGCCCUUGAAUGCAUUGACGUGGAUGACUACGCUGUUGCAUGCUCGUCCCUUCCUUCGAACUCCAAGCUGACGGCUGCGUUCAAGAAGACACUCCUCAAGCGCAAAGAUGAUAACUUGGGAGAUGCUGCAUUUGCUUUCUCCCUGAUUCCCUCGCCCAAUGGCACUAGUGGUCAGGAGCGGAAGGUCUUCUUCAUGAAUGGACCCAAGUCGCACCACUUCGCUGUAAAGACAAGGGAUGAGCGCAUUGACUGGAUGAGGGAGUUGAUGCUUGCCAAAGCCCUUCGGAGGGGCCGCGAGAGCGGUGCUUCCAUCAAAGUCAAUGGCGGAGAUGUUUUGUAA